This is a messenger RNA of Penaeus monodon (black tiger shrimp), 3139 nucleotides long. RefSeq names its product probable ATP-dependent RNA helicase DDX46 (gene Prp5). The record is from RefSeq and is a predicted model, not a curated record. Gene Ontology annotation, biological process: mRNA splicing, via spliceosome. Gene Ontology annotation, cellular component: nucleus. Gene Ontology annotation, molecular function: ATP binding; RNA helicase activity; RNA binding. NCBI's taxonomy places the organism in Eukaryota, Metazoa, Arthropoda, Malacostraca, Decapoda, Penaeidae.
GAGGAUGAAGUUGAUCCUCUUGAUGCCUUCAUGUCAGGAAUUCAAGAAGAAGUGAGAAAAAUCAAUCGGGUUGAUAUGCGAGGAGGUGUUAUGAAGUCCACCAAGCCCAUUUCAGUGGGCACAGGGGAAGCGGGAGCAAAGAAACCUGUCAUCAUCAUGGGUGUGGCCAAGAAAGUGGAUGCCAAAAAGAAGGGUGAGCUGAUGGAGCAGAACCAAGAUGCGCUAGAGUAUUCAUCAGAGGAAGAAGGAGAGGACCUCAAGGAUACCAUGGCUAGCAUCAACUCUAAAGGCAAAAAGGAACUAGUGAAGAUUGACCAUACAGCAGUUGAGUAUGUUCCUUUCAGAAAGGACUUUUAUGUGGAGGUUCCUGAGAUUGCCAACAUGACAAAAGAGGAGGUGGAUGCUUACAGAGCGGAGCUAGAAGGCAUUAAGAUCAAGGGUCAGGGAUGCCCCAAACCCAUCAAGACAUGGGCUCAGUGUGGGGUCAGUAAGCGAAUCUUGGAGAUAUUGAAGAAGUGUAAUUAUGAGAAACCAACACCUAUUCAAGUUCAGGCCAUUCCUGCAAUCAUGAAAGGCAGGGAUGUGAUUGGCAUUGCCAAGACAGGGUCAGGGAAGACCCUAGCCUUCCUUCUGCCUAUGUUCCGCCACAUCGUGGACCAGCCUCCCCUCGAGGACACAGACGGACCCAUAGCCAUCAUCAUGACCCCGACAAGGGAGCUAUGCAUGCAGAUAGGAAAGGAAUGCAAAAAGUUUGCAAAGAACAAUCUGAGAGUUUGCUGUGUAUAUGGAGGCACAGGAAUUUCAGAACAAAUUGCUGAGCUGAAACGUGGGGCAGAAAUCAUUGUCUGCACUCCUGGCCGGAUGAUUGAUAUGUUAGCAGCAAACAGUGGCAGAGUGACCAACCUUCGGAGAGUGACAUAUGUUGUCCUUGAUGAGGCAGAUCGCAUGUUUGAUCUAGGUUUUGAACCACAGGUCAUGAGAAUAAUAGAUAAUAUUCAACCAGGCCGGCAGACGGUUAUGUUCUCUGCCACUUUCCCGAGGCAAGUGGAGGCACUGGCCAAGAAGAUUCUCACCAAGCCUAUUGAGAUCACGGUCGGAGGAAGGUCCAUCGUCUGCAAAGAUGUAACACAGGAGGUGGUCAUGAUUGAGGAGGACCAGAAGUUCCUGAAGCUUUUGGAGAUCCUGGGGAAGUUCUAUGAGAAAGGCCAGACGCUUAUCUUCGUGGACAAGCAGGAGAGUGCGGAUUCAUUGUUUAAGGAUCUCCUUAGUCACUCGUAUCGUGCCCUUGUACUUCAUGGAGGUGUUGAUCAGAUUGACAGAGACAGCACAAUCCUAGACUUCAAGGCAGGAAGGGUGCCUAUCAUGGUAGCAACCUCUGUGGCAGCAAGAGGUCUAGAUGUAAAACAACUUAUUUUGGUUGUUAACUUUGACUGCCCAAAUCAUUAUGAAGACUAUGUUCAUAGAUGUGGUCGAACUGGUCGGGCAGGUAACAAGGGAUGGGCCUUUACUUUUAUUACAAAUGACCAGCCUAAAUUUGCGGGAGAAGUUAUACGUGCCAUGGAGCUGUCCGACACACCUGUACCUGAGGAAAUAAAGAAAUUCUACGAGGAGUACAAGCAGAAGAUGGAAGGAGAGGGGAAAAAGGUAAAGACAGGGGGUGGCUUCCAUGGCAAGGGAUACAAGUUCGACGAGUCUGAGGCCAACUUUGCGUCAGAGAAAAAGAAGUUCGAGAAGGCUGCGCUGGGUCUGGCCGACUCCGAUGACGAGGAUAUUGAGCAGGACAUUGACCAGCAGAUUGAGAGCAUGUUGAACACCAAGAGGACUGUCAAGGAGAUUAAAGUGACACCAAUGGUAGCACAGUCCACAGGCAGCACAACCACAACAAGCAUUCCUGUUGGUGGUCCCUCUGCCUCGGACAAGCUGGAGCUGGCACGGAAAUUAGCUCAGCGCAUUAACCUGCAGCACAACAUCGGCAAGGAGGCUAAGGGAGCAAGUCAGCAGGCAGCAGAGUUCAUCCUUAAGGGAGGAGCAACAAUGCAGCCCACCAUCUCUGCUAAAACAGUGGCUGAGCAAAUGGCCCAGAAACUGAAUAACAAGCUGAACUACCAGCCUCGUGAUGACCGUGAAGAGGAGGAAGAAGCCACAGAAGAAACACACCACAAGUAUGAGGAGGAGUUGGAGAUCAAUGAUUUCCCCCAGCAGGCUAGGUGGAGAGUGACCAGCAAAGAGGCCUUGGCCCAGAUAUCCGAGUAUUCCGAAGCUGGAAUCACUGUCAGAGGAACCUUCUGCCCUCCGGGUAAGAACCCACCAGAGGGUGAACGCAAACUGUUCCUGGCCAUUGAGUCCACCUCAGAGCUGGCAGUGUCUAAGGCCAAAGCUGAGAUCAUCCGCUUAAUCCGCGAGGAACUGGUGAAGCUGAGGACGAGUGCAGGACCAGUGAAAGCACAAGGAAGAUACAAAGUUUUGUAAAGUCUGCAUAUCAAGGGGUGUUUUACAUGAUUGCAUACUCCCUUAACAUGCAAAAAGAAAUUCUCCUUUUCACUCUUCUUUGCCUUUUUUCCGCCCUCUUUAUGUUUUUCCAUAGUCAGAUCAUGUAUUACCAAAGCUGUGCAUAGCAUUAUGUACACAUCUCUGUUUCAUGAAAAAGUAUCAUGUAAAUAGAGUGAGGUUUUACUUGUUUGUAGACUUCAAAAAGAAAAUAAAAAUAGCCUAUACAUAUUGUCAGUACAGACUUCCAAGAAAAUUUUAACUGCAACAUUCCUGUCAGGGAUCUGAACUUGUAAACUGUUGAAUUUUGUAGGAAGGAAUAUACUGCAGUUCUUUGAGACAGUGUGAAGUGUGGCAGAAAACUUUUGAUAGUCUUUUUUGAUAAAUUUCAAAAAUUAUCCACAACACAAAUAAAUCAACUAAAGCCUUAUCACUUAAAUUUAGAUAUCAGGAUUGCAAGCAGUCACACGUGGUUUUUACCUCAAAUCUGAUAUUCAGUCUUAAUUUUUUGUUAUUAGGAUAAUCUAAAUAAGGUUAUUUGUAUGCCUAAGUAAGAUUUCUUAUGUACAAUCAAUGCCUGAAGUACCCAAAAUGUAUUUUAGGUCAACACUGUGAGACUAAAUUAUUUCACCAAUAAAUGACAGAAUUAAAA